CUAUAAAAACAACCCACCUGCGACCCCUCCACUACAUUCUAAGAAAAACAAUUUCUUGCUCUUCUUGUCUGAGUUUCCUUCAGUUUUCUCUUUCUUUCUCUGUUAAUUUAUUCAAUAACAAUGGAGUUUCACGAAGGAGACAAAGUAGAAGUAUGCAGCAAACAAGAAGGCUUUCUUGGGUCAUACUAUACAGCAACCGUGGUCAAGAAACUUGACCUCAACUCUUUCGCGGUGCAGUACACCAACUUAGUGGAAGAGGAAGACAUGUCAAAGCUACUGAUAGAGACUGUUUCUGCUGAUGAGGUGAGGCCAGUGCCACCAAGAAUCAAAUUUGGAAGUGGGUUUUCUGCGUUUGAUAAGGUCGACGCUUUUGAUAAUGAUGGGUGGUGGGCAGGCAAGGUUACCGGACAGAGAGGGCCUCUGUAUUUUGUCUACUUUGAGACAACAGGGGAUGAGAUAGCUUACCAUGUCUCAAGAUUGAGGAUUCACUUGGAUUGGGCUAAUGGAAAGUGGGUUUCUUCAAAAAACAUGGUUUCUUGACUGCCUACUAGCUUUAUUUCUUGACAAGGAAUGACUAUUCUACUGUUUGUAGUCUCUAGCCUGGAUUGGUUCUUCUUUUAGUAGUAGUAAUGCUUGAUUGCUCAGUCCAGUCUUGUAAGAAUCAUGAGGAUUGGUUUCUUGAUUGUUUAAUGAGUUUUCUUGAAUCAUUAUUUGUACUGCAAGAAUUAUCUAGUUGGAUUUCUAUAACUGAUUGAGUUUUCUCUUCUA
Populus nigra (black poplar) is the source of this 768-nucleotide messenger RNA. RefSeq names its product protein AGENET DOMAIN (AGD)-CONTAINING P1. NCBI's taxonomy places the organism in Eukaryota, Viridiplantae, Streptophyta, Magnoliopsida, Malpighiales, Salicaceae. The coding region runs from base 121 to 540 and encodes 139 amino acids. The record is from RefSeq and is a predicted model, not a curated record. The transcript has a single exon.